Caenorhabditis sp. 36 PRJEB53466 is the source of this 1290-nucleotide messenger RNA. The record is from the annotation of a GenBank genome assembly. Lineage: Eukaryota; Metazoa; Nematoda; Chromadorea; Rhabditida; Rhabditidae.
AUGGUGUGCUCCACGGAGCUUGUCGAUUACCUUCACAUUAUCCAUUAUGUCGGAUUCUUCGGUGCACAGUUCCUCAACUCUGUCCUCGUGUUUCUUAUUGUGACACGAUCCGAGAUUCUGGGAGACUACAGAUAUGCAAUGCUUGUUUUUACCUUCUGCUCCAUGCUAUAUUCGUGUAUUGAGAUAGUUGUACAACCUGUGAGUUGAGCCCGAGCUCACUGUUACGGGACCAUUCUUUCAGGUCGCUCAUAUGAAGGGAGCAAUGUUUAUGGUGUUCAUGCACAGCCAUUUGUUUGAUAUGCCCAAGUCUAUCGGCCGAUUUCUCACCUGUAAGCCUUCAUUCGAAUCACCAUUAUUCUCAUUAGUUACUUUGCAGGUCUUCACUGUGUGCUUUCCGGGUUCGUUGCUUCGCUGCUCGCGUGUCAAUUCAUUUACCGAUACUUGGCAUUGUGCAAGUAAAGCUUCGAAUGAUUCUACUCUUGACACUAUCUAUUUUCUAGAACCCACAUGUUAGCCCACUUGCAAAGCAAAAGACUCUCGCUCAUCUUCAUUCCAUCGCUCUUCGUCUUUACGGUUUGGCAUCUCGCCUUUUUUGAUGGAAUGCCAUACACUCUUGAGAAACAGUUGUACAUCCAAGAAGAGCUGGCCACGUGUUUCCACGUGGAUUCUGCAAGCACUCCAUUUGUCGGAUCACUGUAUUGGGUGCAAGGAUCGGACGGCGAGAUAGAGUGGAAGCCGAUGGAGGUGGUGGCGUCGCUGAGCUGUUGCGUCACUUUGGUGAGUCAGUUCGAGUCACCUCUCCAUCUGUUUUUCAUUCGUCAUCAGAUGUGCUGUUUCUUCACAAUUCUGUUCUGUGCAUCAAGAAUCUAUUCAAAGAUGAAAGAGGCUAAACAUCAUCUCAGUGCGAAAACAUUGGACGUGAACCGCCAACUGUUUAGAAUGCUUUCCAUUCAGGUAAAUCUAGAUGGGUUUUGCUCCAAUUAGAACGAAAAAACAAUUCCAGACAGUGAUUCCGAUGAUAACAAUGUACACGCCAGUCGCGUUGUUCGUGAUUCUUCCAAUGUUCGGCAAAGAUAUACCGUAUCUGGGGAACCUGACGAGCAGCAGUCUCGCUGUUUAUCCCUUCCUGGAGCCCAUCAUUGCAAUCACCUGUGUCGCAAGUUUUCGGAAAGCCGUUAUAGGUUAGGAGGCGGUAUUGCCGCAGAGUAUCAUCUAAUUCCAGGAGCACUUCACCUCUCCAGUUCACCUUCCCGACACGUCUUCUCUGUAUCUCGAUUCUCAGCAACUUAG